AUGGCGGACAAGGUCAACGUCCUCCUCUACGGACUUGGAGCGAUUGGCUCCUUCUACGCCUUCAUCCUCCACCGCAGCGACCGCGUCCGGUUAACUGUCGUCGCGCGCUCAAACCACGACGCCGUCGUUAAAGAUGGCAUAUUCAUCGACAGCAAAAUCCACGGCCAGCACCGCUUCCAUCCGGACCAGGUAAUCCGCUCGCCCUCAGAAACAGCAGGCCAGCACUUCGACUACAUCGUGUGCACACAUAAAGCGGUUGACCCGCACGGCGCCAUAAUCCCGCUCGACCCGGUGGUGGACGCGAAGACGACCAUCGUGGUGCUGCAGAACGGCGUCGGGAACGAGGAUCCUUUUCGAGAGAGAUUCCCGGGCGUUACUAUUAUAUCGGGCGUUGUCUGGGUCGGCGCAUCGCAGUCCAGCCCAGGGAUAGUGCAGCACACAGACGCCGAGAACACCGAGCUGGGUCUCUUCCCGAAUCCAUCUCUCCCUACUGAUCUAGAAGAGACACGACUAGAGGGAUUCACGUCGCUCCUUAAGCAAGGCAAAACGCCAUUCCGCACAAUACCAACCAUCCAAGCCGCGCGGUGGGAAAAAGUCGUGUGGAACGUCGCCUGGAACGCCAUCACCACGUUAACAGACCAGGACGUAUCCGGCUGGCUGGACUCCUCGCCCGAGGCGGAGGGGUAUACGAAGGAGCUGAUGCGCGAGGUUAUUGCCGUUGCGGCGAGUUGUGGGGUUUUGUUGAAGCACGGGCUGGAGGAGGAGUUGUUGGCGAGGGCGAGGGAGUUGACGAGGACGGGGGUGUUGAGGACGAGUAUGCAGGCGGAUCGCGAGGCUGGCAGGAAGAUGGAGAUUGAGGUUAUUCUUGGGACGCCGGUGAGGAAGGGGAGGGGGGCUGGUGUGGGGAUUCCACGGCUGGAGAGUCUUUAUGUCUUGCUUUUGGCUGUCAAUAAGCGGUUGCUUUAG
Molecule: messenger RNA, 966 nt
Organism: Aspergillus puulaauensis
Lineage: Eukaryota; Fungi; Ascomycota; Eurotiomycetes; Eurotiales; Aspergillaceae
Product: ketopantoate reductase family protein
Exons: 5
Coding region: 1-966 (321 amino acids)
Biological process (GO): pantothenate biosynthetic process
Cellular component (GO): cytoplasm
Molecular function (GO): 2-dehydropantoate 2-reductase activity
Source: RefSeq, a predicted model, not a curated record